AGGCUGCUGGUGUUUCCCACCGGCGGCCUUUUUGGGCAGGACCAGGAAGCGGCGGCGGGUGAGGAGCGCGCUGUGGGGCGCGAGGGCUGCAGUUCCCCCUGUGAAAUGAUUCGGGGGCCGAAGCCGUUCUGUCCUCCCGCGUGGCUUCUGAGCACAAAUGUUUGUGACCAGAAGUAAUUGAGCGUCUUCAUGGCGAAAGAAAAAAGCAAAUCUUCAAAUUCUCCAACAGGCUGUGGCACAGGCAAGCCUGAGAAUCAUGCAAACCAACUUAGGAAGAAGAAGAAAAGAUUCUUUUGGAAACAAAAAAUCAAGCUGGCAGAGAAGAAAACGGAGAAAAGUACCAGUGGGGUAACAUGGCUGCCACCCAAAACUCCCCAGGAAGUUUCGUUUAACUGGAGGACCUUGCAAGAGCUUCUGAAGCAAAAGGCUGCCAAUUUGGAUUCUGCUGUUACCAGAGUUGACAUGAGCUCCAAGAAGAAACAUGCAACCGAAGCAGAAGGCGCUGUCUCCAAGCCAGCAGACUUAAAUGGAGCUUCGAACAGGCAAAAAGGCAAACCUUGGAAUAAUGCCCAGCAGGAUCACCCUGAAACCCUUGUCCCCCCAGCUCUCCCCACGUGGAAAAGAUCUGCUCACAAAAGUACCUUGAGCCAAGCCCAGGAAACCAAGAAAGAGCACAAGGCAGGGGAAAGAAGCGGCCACAUGGAGAGGACCGACAGGGACAUUAAACAUAAAAGGAGGAAACCUGAAGAGCCAGGAGACAUCUGGUUUGACGAUGUGGAUCCGGACGAUAUUGAAGCUGCCUUGGGGCCAGAAGCAGCAAACGUCGCCCGGAAACAGCUGGGGAUUGAAGAGAAGCCACAGCAGCCAGCAGAGCAGACUUUGGUGAAGGAGAAGGCAUUUGAAGGCUUGACCAGAGCUGUGGCCAUGGACUGUGAGAUGGUGGGUGUUGGGCCAAAGGGUGAAGACAGCGUUGUGGCCCGUGUGUCCCUCGUGAACCAGUUUGGCAAGUGUGUUUAUGACAAGUACGUCAAGGCCACGGAAAAAGUGACAGACUACAGAACAGCUGUGAGUGGGAUUCGGCCCAAGAAUUUAAAAACAGGGGAAGACUUUAAUGUUGUUCAGAAGGAGGUGGCUGACAUCCUAAGAGGAAGGAUUCUAGUGGGACAUGCUCUUCAAAAUGAUUUAAAGGUUCUGUUUCUUGACCACCCUAAAAAGAGAAUCCGGGACACGCAAAGAUACAAGCCUUUCAGACAGCAGGUCAAGAGUGGGAGACCAUCUCUAAAACUGCUUUGUGAGAAACUGCUGAAUGUGAAUGUUCAGCGUUCGGAGCACAGCUCGACCCAGGAUGCCCAGGCAGCAAUGAAGCUCUACAUGAUGGAAAAGAAGCAGUGGGAAGCAUCACUCAAAACACCCGAGUCCAAGGCUGAGAUGAAAUGAAUCUGUGGAUCUUCCUGUCCUGAUCUGACCUGAGACCGCUGAAACUCCAGCAUAACUUUUUUUCCUCUGGCUGCUUAUCUUUGUGCUGAAUCUGUCACCAUACAGGAAUCAAUUUUAAAUCAUUUGAGUUUACUAAA
Sphaerodactylus townsendi is the source of this 1574-nucleotide messenger RNA. RefSeq names its product REX4 homolog, 3'-5' exonuclease (gene REXO4). Gene Ontology annotation, molecular function: 3'-5' exonuclease activity; nucleic acid binding. Gene Ontology annotation, biological process: DNA catabolic process; rRNA processing. The transcript has 9 exons. Lineage: Eukaryota; Metazoa; Chordata; Lepidosauria; Squamata; Sphaerodactylidae. Gene Ontology annotation, cellular component: nucleus. The coding region runs from base 190 to 1437 and encodes 415 amino acids. The record is from RefSeq and is a predicted model, not a curated record.